Molecule: messenger RNA, 1552 nt
Organism: Vanessa atalanta (red admiral)
Lineage: Eukaryota; Metazoa; Arthropoda; Insecta; Lepidoptera; Nymphalidae
Gene: sand
Product: TWiK family of potassium channels protein 18
Exons: 11
Coding region: 282-1481 (399 amino acids)
Biological process (GO): stabilization of membrane potential; potassium ion transmembrane transport
Cellular component (GO): membrane
Molecular function (GO): potassium ion leak channel activity
Source: RefSeq, a predicted model, not a curated record
AGUACGAUUGAACACCGUGUGUUUGAUUUAGUUAAUAUUUAUUUCACAUCUCUAAAAUAAGUGCAGUGCCGUAAUUUUGACAUUAUCGAUUAAAUCUUGAUAAAUUUUCCUAGAACUGUAAUAAAUAUUGUUAAUUUUCGUUUUGAAUUCAGUGAUGUAAUUGUUAUCAUUGUUUGUAGUUGAUCUUGCCUGGAAAGUGGUAUCGGUGGUAUUUUCAAAAUAAUAUGAUUCCCUGGUCUAUCAGUUAGGCCAUAUGGAGGCGUGGCCGGGAUGAUGUAGCGAUGCCGCGGCGCAGGCGCAGGCUCGGCUCGCGCGUACGAAACUACGUCAGGGGUCUGUUGGCCUUCCUCUUCUCCAAUGUCGGCGUAGUUGUGUUGGUCGUGGCUUAUACGAUAGCCGGUGCUUUCAUGUUUCAAGCGAUAGAAGGUGCGAGUGAGAUGGAACGUGUCAACAAUAUGUCGAGGGAGAGAGACAACACGGCUCAGUAUCUCUGGCAGAAUGUGACGUUGACACUCAAUUUGUUCAACGAGACUGCUCUUAAGGAAAGUAUAAGCAAGGAGCUCCAGCAUUAUCAGCGGAAGAUAGUUGUAGCUGUACGGCGUGGUUGGGACGGCGGGCGCUCGUCCAGACAAUGGAGUUUUUCUUCAUCGUUCUUGUAUUCCCUAACCGUUAUAACCACGAUUGGAUAUGGUCACCUCAGUCCUCGAACGAGCUGGGGCAAGAUUAUGACGAUCUUCUACGCUCUGCUGGGGAUGCCGCUGUUCCUGCUGUACCUCAGUAAUGUUGGUGAGCUGUUAGCUAGUUGGUUCAAGUGUAUAUACGCGUUGGUGUGUCUCUGUAGAGGCUGUCCAGGGUUCUCGAGGAGACGAGUGGUGCAUCUGCGACCGCAGCUAGAAAUAAGUGAUGCGGAGAGUAUAGAAAGACCACCAGGCUGGAGGUCGGGAUACACUGAUUCUGACGUGACUCCGGAGUACAGAAUCCCUUCGCGUCCUCCCGAUUAUUUCCAAAGACGGGCUUAUUUGAGAAGUGUCUCAAUGCCGCAACCAUACUUGCCGCGUCCUCGACCUGAUGUCCGCGGCUGGUCGGAGCCCGUCUACCGAGACAGUUCAGACACGAGUGACUUCAGUUACGUUACUUUCGAUGCUCAAACCAUCACCGUCCCUAUCAGUGUGUGUGUGGCUAUCAUGGUGGGGUAUUUAAUGUUCGGGUCUAUGAUCUUCGGUCUAUGGGAGAAGUGGGACAAGUUAGACGGCGCUUACUUCUGCUUCAUAUCGCUCAGCAGUAUCGGUUUCGGCGACUUCGUGCCAGGAGAACGAGUCUACACGCCUCGUAUAGAGACUUCGUUUAUCGUUUGCUCACUGUAUCUCAUGCUGGGCAUGGCGUUGGUUGCCAUGUGUUUUAACCUUAUGCAGGAGCAAGUAAUUCACUACUAUGCCGGUCUGAAGAGAGCUCUCAAGCGGAUCUGUCGAUGCAAGAGAUGACGUUACAUCAUAAUUAGUUUAGCUAAAACAUUGAAAAAUAUAUUUUAAAUAAAAUAUUACUUUAAAAGUAA